Priapulus caudatus is the source of this 728-nucleotide messenger RNA. RefSeq lists its product as uncharacterized. The coding region runs from base 1 to 474 and encodes 157 amino acids. The record is from RefSeq and is a predicted model, not a curated record. Lineage: Eukaryota; Metazoa; Priapulida; Priapulimorpha; Priapulimorphida; Priapulidae. The transcript has 5 exons.
AUGCUUCAAAGCGGAGUUUACACGCAGGACCCGGGUCGCUGUUGUGCACAACUUGACACAAAAAACAACAACAAAACAAGCACAACUUUGUUCAUUGUCAUUUUUAGGUUGCUGACACUGUACAGUGAACGGUUAGACACGUUGAUUCAUUGGAUAGCUCAAACCUACAAAGGAAAAAGACAAUGCUGGCAAACAAGAGGAGACGAGCAGGCGGUACUUGUGAACGUACUGAGUGACAUCUUGGAUACUAAUGCCGGCGAUGAUGACUUGGCUGUCGAACUCGUGAGCGAGGACAAGAAACCAUUAGCGAUGAGCACUACCUCGCACAGUUCUGCCACGAAACCGGGGACGACACCGAGUGUGAAGAAAUCGAGCAUUAAGUCUGCGACGAAACCCACGACUGCCAAGACAAAAACUGCAAAUGCGGCACCUUCGGGCCAGAAAGCCCGAUGCACACAAGGCCGCGAGUACUGAGACUUCAGCAAGUAAUAGCAAGAAAAAAGCUGGCACGUCUUGAUGUACGUAAAAAAGCAAGUGUCAUCGUCUGCUAAAGCGAAGGAGAAAACCAAGUCAGCACGGCUAAAGAUUGUGUUUUCGAAAGUCUACAACGUUCCCCGAGCACAAGACUCGUCCAGUCUUGACGUGGAAUACGCAUGUUGAAUUGUUCUUCAUUCCACCAUACUGCAUUCAAUGCGAGAUUAAUUCAUCCCAACUACCUUGAUGAUGAC